Messenger RNA from Scatophagus argus, 4143 nucleotides. RefSeq names its product ADAM metallopeptidase domain 8b (gene adam8b). Bases 85 to 2634 code for a protein of 849 amino acids. Gene Ontology annotation, biological process: regulation of cell-cell adhesion; proteolysis; positive regulation of membrane protein ectodomain proteolysis. The record is from RefSeq and is a predicted model, not a curated record. The transcript has 23 exons. Lineage: Eukaryota; Metazoa; Chordata; Actinopteri; Scatophagidae. Gene Ontology annotation, molecular function: metalloendopeptidase activity; cell adhesion molecule binding.
GUGCGAGGCGGCGAUAAGAGCGCAGCGCAGGCGGAGCUUUAACGGAACAGCUGGCGUCGAUGAUUCACGGUGGAGUAACGGCAGAUGAGAGCCAGUUUCCGAGCAGAGCGCACCAUGAUGGGAGCGAACACGGUCUCACUGUGGCUGACAUGGGCGUGUCUCGUGCAGACGUCCGCACUGCUGUCUCACGUGGACAGGUACGAGGUGGUCACACCUCACAGACUUGCGGGGAGACAGAAGAGGAGCGCGCGGGACGGCCAGGUUCAUCCUGACACCAUUCGGUACGAGUUGGCCUUUGAGGGCAGGAACCACACGCUUCAUCUGGAGAAAAACAGGAACCUUGUUGGAAGAGGCUACACUGAAACUCGUUAUUCAGAAGACGGAAGACGUGUGACGACGUCACCGAACGAGGAUCACUGCUUCUACCACGGCCGCGUCGAAGGCGUGAAGGACUCCUCCGUCAGCGUCGGGAUUUGCUCGGGCAUCAGUGGCUUUGUGAGGGCCCGGCAGCAGGUUUACCUGAUCGAGCCCCUGGGACAGUCCGACGAUGGACCCCAUGCAGUUUACAGACGGGAGCAGCUGAAGGUCAGCGGGAGGCCCGGCUGUGGCUCCUCGUCCAACGGCUCACUGUACGACCGGGACCAGAGCCCGCCGCUCGCCGGCCUCUACAGGACCAGAUCCUGGAGAUCGAAACCCAUCGCGGGUCCGCAGAAGUUUGUCGAGCUGGUCGUGGUGGUGGACAACACUGAGUACAAGCGAUACGGACGUGAGACGAAAUCCCGUAUUCUCGGAGUAAUAAAUCACGUUGACAAGCUCUAUCGGCCUCUGAACAUUCGAGUCGUGCUGGUGGGCUUGGAGAUCUGGACACACAAAGACUACAUUGACGUCGACGUCAAUUCGGAGACAGCUCUGGACAAUUUCCUCCUGUGGCGCCAGGCUGAUCUUCUCCAGAGGGUGAAGCACGACACGGCCCAGUUUGUGACCGGCAAAGACUUUGACGGAGACACGGUCGGACUGGCAAAUAAGUUUGCCAUGUGUACUGAAAACUCAGGUGGAGUCAAUCAGGAUCACCAUGACAACCCGAUAGGCCUCGCCUCCACCAUUGCUCAUGAGAUGGGACAUAACUUUGGCUUGUCCCAUGAUGCUGCAGGAUGUGCGUGUGGUCCGUCCUACAGCAGCGGGAACUGUGUGAUGGCCGAUAAGCUCAGGACAGGAAGUCAGGCGUUCCCGGAGUUCUUCAGCGACUGCAGCGUGGAGCAGCUCGCUGAGUUCAUGGAGCGAGCUCAGCCCAGCUGCUUGUCCAAGCCGUUAAGCUCCAUCAAGACCAUCGCUGUGGUUCCUCGCUGUGGCAACGCCCUGCUGGACCCCGGAGAGGAGUGUGACUGUGGCACCGUGGAGGAAUGCAAUAACCCCUGUUGUGAUGCCUCCACUUGUCGCCUGACCGGAGGAUCGCAGUGCGCUCAUGGACAAUGCUGUGACAACUGCCAGUUCAAGCCGGCUGGGAGCGUCUGCAGAAAGUCGGCCGGCGACUGUGACCUGCCUGAGUACUGCACCGGAGUGUCGCAGGACUGUCCCGAGGACAGCUUUCACAUGAACGGCAAGCCCUGCUACAACCAGGCUCAGGGCUACUGCUACGACGGCCAGUGCCCGACACACGAGCAGCACUGCUGGAGGCUGUUUGGCACAGGCACCAGAGUUGGACUGGACGUGUGUUUUGACCUGAACAAACGGGGUGAAGAAGGUGCUAACUGUGGGAGGAACAGAUUCGGCUACACCCCCUGUACAGCACAGAAUCUGAAGUGUGGGUCUAUAUUUUGUGAUGGAGGGGGUGAGUCCAUCACCGGUAAACGGGCAGCCUACACUGUGUACAGCAUCCAGUGUAAACUGGCUGUGGAUGACGAUAAAACCAGAAGCAUCGACAUGGUGCCCAGAGGGACCCGAUGUGGACCGAAUAAGGUUUGCCUCGACAACAGAUGCGUGGAUUUAUCCGUUUAUGGCAAAAAGGAGGAUUGUGCAAAGAAAUGCAACAACAAUGGGGUGUGUAAUCAUAAGCAAGAGUGUCACUGCAAUCCGGGCUGGGCUCCACCCUACUGUGACAUCCAGUACGCAGAUUUACCUCAAGGUCAGACUGGGAUCAUCGCUGCUGUGUGUGCUGUUCUCUCCAUCCUUCUGGUGGUCACUGUGAUCAUAGCAGGGCUGAUGUGCUGCAGAAAGGACAACAUGGACAGCUACACCUCUAAAAGGAAAGUGCACUCGGCUCCCGACAGGCUGAACCCGAUGUUCCAGGAGCCCGGCGCCAAAGACAGACCUCAGAUCAGUCAGCCCACGUUCGUGGAGUCAACGGCAACGCAAGCCUGCGCUCCUCUGAUCGUUAUGGCGACUCCCAGCAGACCCGCCCCACAGCCACCGAAGAAACCGUCUUCAGUGUCGUCCACCUCACAAACCGAGCCGACUCAGAUGCCUCAGCCUCCAUCCAAACCUCUGCCACCUCUGAAUCAGACUCAGUAUAAGGCAGCCAAACCAAGUCCUCCUCCCGUACCUCCAGCGAAGCCCAGCCCUCCUCCAGCUGCCGGAAUCAAAGCCUGCACUCCCCCAGUGCCUCCAGCGAAGCCACACGUCCACAGACUCACAUGAGUCUCAUCAGAAGGAUCGAGUCUGACCAAAGCAGAGGACUUUGAGCUCUUAGUCGGACAGGCAGAAAGUCAGCGACUCUUUUUGGUUGUGAGUCACAGAGGCCAAACUGUGGAAAAGCCUUUAAAGAUGUGAUGCAGGACCGGGGCUUCACCGGCUCAGAACUUCUUUGAUAACAUGAGACCAAAUGCUUCUCAUCAUUCUUAUUUCGUCUGCAUAACGUUACUGCAAGACGUCUCAUUGCACUUUGAUGAGCGUGAGCAAAAUGGUGCUCACGUGAAAAUGUACUUUCUUAAAUAUUUUAGAUAUGUUUAUGCAAGGGACUGUAUGAAAAUGAUUAAAACAUGUGGGGGUGGGGUGCAGAGAGGGUAGGCCCUGGUAAGAGCUACCUAAAAUGGCAGAAACCAUCUUUGGUAAAAAUUUAAUUGGCAUGUUCUUUGAGUUUUUAGUUUGGCUCAUGUCCCAUCUGCUAACAUGGAGGGGGAGGAGUUUAUGAGCUGUACUGCAGCCAGCCACCAGGGGGCAACACAGAUGUUUUGGCUUCACUUUUGGGGAGCUCUCAUGUCGUUAUUUUUAUACACAAUCAAUGGAUGAAACGAGUCCAAUAUUCAGUAGCUUAUAGGCCUGAUUUUGGUCUACGGAGGGAAGAUAUCCCUUUUUUAGCUGCUAAAUAUCUGAAAAUGACGCAAUGAGAGCCAUGAAAGUGAACCAUAACAGUAAAGAUUGCAUGGCGGGAAGCUAAACAGCUCAUUAUGAAGCUCUGUAAAGCAGAGGGGAAGCCACAGAUUCAGGUUCAUUGGAGACCCUUUUCACUUUGACCCAUUUUUAUCAUAAAAAUACAGAUUAUUGCCCUGUUAAGUUUUUAUUAAACCAGUUGUAGCAAGUCAACACUUGCCACAUGAGAUAUUAGUAGGGAGGGUGUAGCAGUUUUUUCCUAAGCCGCGGGGAGUGUCUCCACCCGGCCCCACUGUAAUAAUUGUUCAACAGUCCCUAAACUGUCCAAAGCCAGUCUGUGCCUUCUGCAAGGUUCAUUUUGCAUCACUUUGCACUGUACUUGAAAACGUGUGAGCGGUACGCACAGUAUGGGAGGCUGUGCACCGUUCAGCGAGUGUGUCACUGUGGUUUAGCGUGAAAUACUUCCAUGCUUCUUUUCAGUCCCGAGACGGCGAGUGUGACAGCCUCGAGGAGCAAAUACUUGUUUAUUUAUUGCACUGAUGGGUCUGCAGGGCAACAGUCACAGGGUUUUGUAACUUUUACGUGAAACUGUAAAUUAGUGGCAAAUCACUGUUGUGUUGGCAAUCUGUCACACUUAUUCCACCGGAUGUAAAAUGAAUCCCCGUCAGAGGGACUUUCUGUUGUGACAAAUAAAGUGCACUUUAUUACACAAGUGUGAUGAGAUGAUCAUGUUGCCUCAGCAGAUUACACAGUCGGCGUAAAGCAAAACAUGACAGGAUUUCUUCUCUGCUUCUUCAGUGUUGAACUGAAAUGAUUAAAAGUUGGUUAUGUCUUCUC